CGGCUGUCUGCGGAGGAGAAAAAAACACCUCCCCGGGUGGUAUGGAGGGGAUAGACGGGUAUAUAAGGGGCCCGGUGGUCGCUGCCUGUCACCUCCUAUCAGCUGGAACCCACAGCGGUCAAAGUUCCUCACUGACGGCCGGAGACGAGCAGAGAUAACCCGCAGACAUGUGUGACGACGACGAGACCACCGCCCUUGUGUGCGACAAUGGCUCCGGCCUGGUGAAGGCUGGCUUCGCUGGAGACGACGCUCCCAGGGCCGUGUUCCCCUCCAUCGUCGGCCGUCCCCGUCACCAGGGUGUGAUGGUCGGUAUGGGUCAGAAGGACUCCUACGUGGGCGACGAGGCUCAGAGCAAGAGGGGCAUCCUGACCCUGAAGUACCCCAUCGAGCACGGCAUCAUCACCAACUGGGACGACAUGGAGAAGAUCUGGCACCACACCUUCUACAAUGAGCUGCGUGUGGCCCCUGAGGAGCACCCCACCCUGCUGACAGAAGCCCCCCUCAACCCCAAAGCCAACAGAGAGAAGAUGACUCAGAUCAUGUUUGAGACCUUCAACGUCCCCGCCAUGUACGUGGCCAUCCAGGCCGUGCUGUCCCUUUACGCCUCCGGACGUACCACCGGUAUCGUUCUGGACUCUGGCGAUGGUGUGACCCACAACGUGCCCAUCUAUGAAGGCUAUGCUCUGCCUCACGCCAUCAUGCGUCUGGACCUGGCUGGUCGUGAUCUGACCGACUACCUCAUGAAGAUCCUGACUGAGCGCGGCUACUCCUUCGUCACAACAGCUGAGCGUGAGAUCGUUCGUGACAUCAAGGAGAAGCUCUGCUACGUGGCUCUGGACUUUGAGAACGAGAUGGCCACCGCCGCCUCCUCCUCCUCUCUGGAGAAGAGCUAUGAGCUGCCCGACGGUCAGGUCAUCACCAUCGGUAACGAGCGUUUCCGCUGCCCAGAGACCCUGUUCCAGCCCUCAUUCAUCGGUAUGGAGUCCGCUGGCAUCCAUGAAACCGCCUACAACAGCAUCAUGAAGUGCGACAUUGACAUCCGUAAGGACCUGUAUGCCAACAAUGUGCUCUCCGGCGGCACCACCAUGUACCCGGGUAUCGCUGACCGCAUGCAGAAGGAGAUCACCGCUCUGGCUCCCAGCACAAUGAAGAUCAAGAUCAUCGCCCCUCCUGAGCGUAAAUACUCGGUGUGGAUCGGCGGCUCCAUCCUGGCCUCCCUCUCCACCUUCCAGCAGAUGUGGAUCAGCAAACAGGAGUACGACGAGGCCGGCCCCAGCAUCGUCCACCGCAAGUGCUUCUAAACACGCCGCCGCCGCCACACAGCCGUCCUACGACCACGACCACGACCACGGCCUGACCUGUACAUAUGUUAUUUAUUCCUCCUGUUUUUAUUUUUGUGCUUGAAUGUGAGUGAUGCUGAGAGUGUGUGAGAGUGAUACGCUUCAACUCAGACCAACUGUGACAGAGAAUUUUAGAAGAAACUCAGAAAAGACCAAAAAGAUUUAAGGAAUAAAAGAAUCCUGUCAUUUUCA
Molecule: messenger RNA, 1532 nt
Organism: Cheilinus undulatus (humphead wrasse)
Lineage: Eukaryota; Metazoa; Chordata; Actinopteri; Labriformes; Labridae
Gene: acta1a
Product: actin alpha 1, skeletal muscle a
Exons: 7
Coding region: 168-1301 (377 amino acids)
Source: RefSeq, a predicted model, not a curated record